Molecule: messenger RNA, 729 nt
Organism: Eutrema salsugineum
Lineage: Eukaryota; Viridiplantae; Streptophyta; Magnoliopsida; Brassicales; Brassicaceae
Product: 40S ribosomal protein S15a-5
Exons: 3
Coding region: 103-492 (129 amino acids)
Biological process (GO): translation
Cellular component (GO): ribosome; cytosolic small ribosomal subunit
Molecular function (GO): structural constituent of ribosome
Source: RefSeq, a predicted model, not a curated record
GAAGGGAGAAAACCCUUAAUUGAGUUGUUUUUCGGACUGUAAUUGGGGUUUUAGAUUCUCCGAUUUGCGUAGCGUCGGAUUUUCGACCGGAGAGAGAGAGAAAUGGGGAGGAGGAUUUUAAACGAUGCGUUGAGGACGAUCGUGAAUGCCGAGAGACGAGGGAAAGCGUCGGUGGAGCUCAAGCCAAUCUCCACCGUCAUGUCUUCGUUCCUCAGAAUCAUGAAGGAAAAAGGUUAUAUCAAGAACUUUCAAGUCUAUGAUCCACAUAGAGUUGGUAGAAUAACAGUUGAUCUGCAAGGAAGGGUUAAUGACUGCAAAGCUCUUACCUAUAGGCAAGACGUUAGGGCAAAAGAGCUUGAGAAAUACACAGAACGCACACUUCCAACACGUCAGUGGGGUUAUGUUGUAAUCACAACUCCGGAUGGGAUUUUGGACCAUGAAGAAGCAAUUAAACGGAAUGUGGGUGGUCAGGUUCUUGGUUUCUUUUAUUGAAGAGCUUAAUCUAGCACAUGUCAAGAGGCUCUAGUGUCGAAGAAUUUAACAGAUUUUGGAAUAUCGAUCCUUAGAACAUGUUUUUCCUGUUGUUCUUUGUUUUGUAUCUUGCACUUUCUUUGAACAAAUUGGCAAUUAGACAACAAAUUUCUUUGUUCAAUUGAAUUCAAAGAUCUUAUAAAGACAGCAUUUCAAACAAUUUUUUGUUUGAUGAUGUUCAAGGUCAUUUGGUUUUUA